This is a messenger RNA of Cercopithifilaria johnstoni, 264 nucleotides long. The record is from the annotation of a GenBank genome assembly. NCBI's taxonomy places the organism in Eukaryota, Metazoa, Nematoda, Chromadorea, Rhabditida, Onchocercidae.
AUGCUGUUAGGACGUGCCUUUCGUCCAUUCGGUGUAAUAGUUAUGCCUGUCCGCAAUAAUUGCCCAUGGCAUCGAAGUAACUGGCGACCAGUGUAUUUUCCUUUCUUGGUUAAACAUAAACUUAAACACAAUACGCCUGAAGCGCUGAUGAAGUCACGAAAUGGUCGUUGCCUCUUAAUGCGAAGGAUUUUGCGAGAGAAGCCGUUUCUUGGCUGGAACCAUCAGUGCACUCCCCGUGAAGAGCGGCCGCAUUAUCCCUUAUAA